AUGACCAUCUCCUGUGGCACCCAAAGCUGGAAGGUGCACCAAGCAAUCGUCUAUCGCGCUUGUCCGCUGUUUGAAAAGGCGUUGGCUGGAGACUGGAAGGAAGCACAAGACAACACCAUCGACAUGUCGACUCACGCCCCUUGGAUGAUUGACCAUCUCGUGGAGUUCAUCUACACUGGAGAAUAUUCGACCUAUCAACACACGACCAAAGGCGACGGUGAUGUCAAUCGCGAUGACAAUAGCUGCUCCACGCUCCUCACAAAGGACCAAUUACUCCAUGGUUUUGAUCAGACCGAGCUGCCCACUGCUUUCACGACUCCCGACAUCAGUGAGCGUCUCACGGGUUCGGGUUAUCCUAAUCGUGGACUUUCCCCGGACCGUAUCAGAGAGGGCCUUUGGAUCUCACCGUAG
Molecule: messenger RNA, 411 nt
Organism: Podospora anserina S mat+
Lineage: Eukaryota; Fungi; Ascomycota; Sordariomycetes; Sordariales; Podosporaceae
Exons: 2
Coding region: 1-411 (136 amino acids)
Molecular function (GO): protein binding
Source: RefSeq, a predicted model, not a curated record